This is a messenger RNA of Linum trigynum, 2813 nucleotides long. NCBI's taxonomy places the organism in Eukaryota, Viridiplantae, Streptophyta, Magnoliopsida, Malpighiales, Linaceae. The record is from the annotation of a GenBank genome assembly.
AAUCAAACUCAUAGAGAUCAAUUCGCUCAUAAGUAGGUAAUCGAGUUGGCUCUCUAGCCACAAUGUUGAGAGUUGAGACAUCUCAUGAGCUCUAAACGAGCCAACUCACGAGUUGAGCUCAGCAAGCCACCGAGUCAAGCUAGCUUGAGUGCUCCGCAAGCUGCAAAAGGUUUAGCUCAAGCUCGAAUUGUUAGUAAACGAGUCAAGUUUUGAACGAGUUUUUCCCGAGUCGGACGCCGAGCCGCUCGGCUCAUUUGCAGCCAUAAUGGCAAUGUGUCGGGUUGAUUCGGUUUUGUUAAAUCUAAACCCAAUCCAGCUGGUAUAUCCGGAAAAAAUCCAGAAAAAACUCAACGGGUUUUGGAAUCUGAAAUCGAAUCCAACCCAACUCACUGGGUAUCCGCAGGUUCAUGGAUAUUCAUAAGUUCUGAUGGACAAAAAUACAUAACAUCAAUCUCCCACCAAAUCUCUCAUAAAAAAUGGCCCUUUUAACUAUUGAGGACUCUUUUUUCUCUCUCUUAUUUGAAAACGCUCCCUCCGCUCUCUAGUCUCUCGUUCUUUGUUUGGGCUGUGGGCUGCCGUCGGCGCCUCUGAGCGGCCGGCGGUAGCCCCUUUCUCCUUGCUUUUGUUUUUGUUAUGCUUUCUGUUUUCCGUGCUUCCUUUUUCGGAGCUUUUCUCACCUCUUCUCUGAAGUUAGGUGUUUCUUCUUCUUCCUCAUGUCUGAUCUUUACAGAUCUGAUUAUUGAGAUGUUUUGGUGGUGUCAAAGGAGAUUGAGGUUUUCUUAAUCUGCCUUCUCCUUCUUGUUUCCUGUUCCUCCUCCUUGCUUCAUCGCUGCGGCUUGGUGUUUCGGAGAUGUCUGGGAAUCCUAUUGUGAUCUCCCGUUGGUUUCAGUUUCAAGGAGUUCGAAGGCGGAGAUCAAGAUUCAUGGACUCUCGACUGUUGUCUCUGGCGCUUUCAUCGGUUUGGCUGCGUGCUUUUGUCUUUCGGAGGUGGCGUCUGCAAGCGCUCUGCUUUGGUUUGCUUGCUGUCCGGCGGUCUUUGGGUCAUCGGAUCUCCCUUCAUCGGCCUCUGCAUGUGCGUCCGAUGGGUGCUAUUUUGGGUGGUAGGUGGCGGCUGCUGCUCUUGGGGAUUUUGGUUGGGGUGCUAGGGUUUCAGGCCAUCUGUUGGGCUUAGUUCUCUUUGGUUUUGUUUUUCAGGCCAUCUGUUGGGCUUUGGUCCUUUGAUUGUUGCUUUGGGCCUUUCUAUGUUUCUUGUUUCUCUCCAUGGGGUUUCGGCCCAAAAUCUGUUCACCCUCUGGGUUCAUAUCAAUGAAUUUCCAAUGAUUUCAAAAAAAAAAAAAAAAUAUAUCCCACCAAAAUUAUGAAUACCGGGUCCCCGAAUUCUCCCAAACGUCAAACCGAAUUCGAACCGAAUUAUAAUUCGGUCGGUUUAAACCGAAUUGUAAUUCGGUUCGGUUUUUAACACAAAACCGAAUUUGUGAGGCUAAGUGUAUAUUCUCACUUUUAAAUUAUUUUUCACUCCUAAUAUAAACAAUAAAUAUGCAAUUAUAUGCAUAAUCAAUGAUAAAAUCAAACUUUUCAACACAUAAGUCAUAAAACAUUUCAAAUAUUUAAGUAUAAAAACAAAUACAAAUAUAAAAAUCCACCAUUUGGAGGUUGCAAUUGUAGUAUUUCGGUUUUUCAGUCGAAAAUUCAGAAUUUCGGUUCGGUUGAAAGAACUCUGGUUUCCGAAAUAUCUAUAUUUUCCUUUCGAAUUCCGAACCAAAUAGCAUUAUUUUGGUUUCGGUCGGUUUAAUUUGGUUUCGAUUCGGUUCGGUUCGGUAAACGGGUUUACCGAACCGAUUGCCCACCCCUGAUCUACGAACAACAAGUUUAGUCGACAGGUUGUGGGAAUAUGGGUGUGACUUACAAUAUCCCUUGCCUAUCCUAGUUGUAAUGUGACUUAGAUCCAAUUGCGAAUAAUUUCACUGAAGAGGUUUAAAGGGAGCCCAGUAGAAAGUUGGACUUGGCACGGUUCUUGACAAAAACCAAUAACAUUUAAGCUUCCAUGUUAUUUGGUGGGGUUUAUGAGUAGAGUAAUUGUUGUUUUUUCUUUUAUUCUUGUCUGUUUUUUUAAUCAAAUUUGACAGUAGAAUGGUGUUAUUGUGUACUUGCGCUGGAUUAAGUUGAUUAUAGAUUGUUAUCUAUGUUAAAUUAUUUUUUAAUUCAAUGAUAAUAACUUGAAAAAAGAACAUACAUAUAUAUGUAGAAAAAAAUCUACAAAAAUGCAAAGGAGGAGUUCUUCUUUUGGCAGGUUACCAAUCAAUUAUUUUGGUAUAACCUUGUCGAAUCACUUGUUUAACGGUUAUCCGGUUAACCGACAAAAUAACCGAGAACCGACUAUACGGUUAUGGCUAACCGAUAGAUAUAAAAAGUGUGAUUAACGAUAAGUACACAGUGUUUAACGGUUAACCGAGAAUCGACUAAACGAUUCCGAUUAUAACGGAACCGAACCAAUUGCCAGCCUUAGAUUUGGGAGUUGUGCUGUUUAAAGUGUUCUUUGGUGGCUGGUGCUGCUUUGAUAGUAGUCGAAGUUGGGCUUUGGGUUAAUUUUUGUAGUUGCUAAAACUUGAAGGUGCGACAACUUGACAGUGGCAGUGAAAUGAGGGAACUCUCUCCUAGUUAUAGCUCAUUGUUACCAUCUCUAGUUUGUAAUUUGUAAACCAUGGCUAUAGGUGUAAGACCCGAACACCAUUAGCUUACAUUAGCAAAUCUUCACAACUCCUGUCGAUAUCCAUUGCAGGAUAUCCUUUACACAAUAAGAUUAGCGAACAUAA